Messenger RNA from Octodon degus (degu), 3543 nucleotides. RefSeq names its product far upstream element binding protein 3 (gene Fubp3). Bases 1127 to 2596 code for a protein of 489 amino acids. The transcript has 20 exons. Lineage: Eukaryota; Metazoa; Chordata; Mammalia; Rodentia; Octodontidae. The record is from RefSeq and is a predicted model, not a curated record. Gene Ontology annotation, biological process: regulation of gene expression. Gene Ontology annotation, molecular function: mRNA binding. Gene Ontology annotation, cellular component: cytoplasm; nucleus.
GCGGUAAUGGCGGAGCUGGUACAGGGGCAGAGCGCUCCGGUGGGCAUGAAAGCCGAAGGUUUUGUGGACGCUCUGCACCGGGUCCGGCAGAAAGCCACAGGACUCAUUGUGUUAGAAGAAGGUCUCCACUUGGGCGCUUGAAGAUGUGGUUUUUUUCAUCUCUUUCCAGUAUGCCAAGGGAGGGAAUUGGCACCUGUCUGCUAGAUACUGACUUCUCAUGUUAAUACUGAUGUUCCUGUAGACAUUACACUGGAUCCCAGAACUUUCCAAACCUGUUUCUACCUAAAAUUUUGUCUGAUGAAUUGUUGCUUGUUGCUUAGUUGUCAAGCAAUCCAGUAGUGAGUGUCCAUCUUGCUUAGACCACAGAGCAUCCGGCUGGCUGUAAUGGAUGAACAUGCCACCCAGCUCGCUUUCCACCAUUCUGCUUGCUCGGAGAUUACUGUGCUCUCCUCCACAGUACAGGAUCCUGAACCUUGCCUCUCACUGGCUACUAAUAAUAUAAUGGCUUUCACUCUGUGCGAUGUGUGACAGUCACCUUGUUGGCCUUCUAUGUCCAGGAAGAAUUUAGAGUCACUAUCCUAAAAGAACUCAGACCCUCAGUUUCUAGGAGGCUUGUAGUUGAACAUUAAAUGAAUCUUGAACUAUUGCGAAGACCUUAAUGCGUUUCUUGAGCCAGUGGUUGAACUCGUAUUUUUGGACAGCCUGCUCAAGAGGGAGAUCUCUGUUAAAUGCUGACCUGAUGUGGAUUGUUGCAGCAGGGGUGUUUCACUCCUAGCAGUGAAAACUUCAUUGGAUUUGUUCUCAGCUGUGAGGUGCACCAUUGACUGGAGCAGUAAUGAGCCCGCUGGAGCCAGGGCUAUAACUGUAUUCCUUCUGAAUUUAACAGCUGAAGGUCCUUACUGUCUCCAAGGAUUUGAUGGCAUUUAAAAACUAAAGGAGAAUCAAGUUUAUUGCUGCUAAAAUUGAUUCAAUUCCUCACUUGAAUAACUCCACGCCUCUAGUGGACCCCUCAGUGUACGGCUAUGGAGUGCAGAAGCGGCCCCUGGAUGAUGGAGUAGGUAACCAGUUAGGGGCCUUGGUACAUCAAAGGGCAGUCAUAACAGAAGAAUUCAAAGUGCCUGAUAAAAUGGUUGGGUUUAUUAUUGGCAGGGGAGGUGAGCAGAUUUCACGGAUUCAAGCAGAAUCUGGUUGCAAAAUUCAAAUUGCCUCAGAGAGUUCUGGGAUUCCAGAGAGGCCCUGUGUACUUACCGGAACCCCAGAAAGUAUUGAACAAGCCAAAAGACUCCUGGGGCAGAUUGUCGACCGCUGUCGGAAUGGCCCUGGUUUUCACAAUGACGUAGACGGCAACAGCACGAUCCAAGAGAUACUUAUCCCUGCCUCGAAAGUGGGCCUGGUCAUCGGCAAAGGAGGAGAAACAAUCAAGCAGCUGCAGGAGCGCACGGGAGUGAAGAUGGUCAUGAUCCAGGAUGGCCCACUGCCCACAGGCACAGACAAGCCCCUCCGCAUCACUGGGGACACCUUUAAAGUGCAGCAAGCAAGAGAAAUGGUACUAGAGAUCAUCCGAGAAAAAGACCAGGCUGACUUCCGAGGUGUUCGUGGCGACUUCGGCUCCCGGCUGGGAGGAGGCAGUAUAGAGGUAUCCGUGCCCAGGUUUGCUGUUGGGAUCGUAAUAGGAAGAAAUGGGGAAAUGAUCAAGAAGGUCCAGAAUGACGCUGGUGUGAGGAUUCAGUUUAAGCCAGAUGAUGGGGUCAGUCCGGAAAGAGCGGCCCAGGUCAUGGGCCCUCCGGACCGGUGUCAGCACGCAGCGCACAUCAUCAACGAGCUGAUCCUCACGGCGCAGGAAAGAGACGGCUUUGGAGGCCUGGCCAUAGCCAGAGGAAGAGGCCGCGGCCGGGGUGACUGGAGCGUGGGUGCGCCGGGUGCCGUCCAGGAGAUAACGUACACGGUGCCCGCGGAUAAGUGUGGCCUUGUCAUAGGCAAAGGGGGCGAGAACAUCAAGAGCAUCAACCAGCAGUCGGGGGCACAUGUGGAGCUGCAGCGGAACCCCCCACCCAGCACCGACCCCAGCCUGCGGAUAUUCACCAUCAGGGGCAUCCCGCAGCAGAUCGAGGUGGCUAGGCAUCUCAUAGAUGAGAAAGUCGGCGGAACCGGCCUCAGUGCUGCUGGAGCCUUUGGACAGAACCCCUUCAGCCAGCCGCCCACCGCCCCCCACCAAAAUGCCUUUCCUCCGAGGGGUUCUUCAGGUUGCUUUCCCAACCUUGCCGCUAAGGUGAACGGAAACCCCCACAGCACCCCUGUGAGUGGCCCUCCCACCUUCCUGACCCAGGGCUGGGGCAGCACCUACCAGGCAUGGCAGCAGCCCGCGCAGCAGGUCCCAAGCCAGCAGAGCCAGCCGCAGAGCAGCCAGCCGGACUACAGCAAAGCCUGGGAGGACUACUACAAAAAGCAGAGUCACCCGGGCCACGCCCCCAGCGCAGCUCCUCAGGCCAGCUCGCCGCCGGACUACACAAUGGCCUGGGCUGAGUACUACCGGCAGCAGGUCGCCUUCUAUGGACAGACGUUAGGACAGGCGCAGGCGCACAGUCAGGAGCAGUAGAGCCCGCCGUGCGCCGCGCUUCCCCUCGAGAUCAGUGUGAAGAAACCUGUUUGUAACAGAGGUUUUAGAUUUGCGGACCUUUUGAUGAAGAACUUUCAUUUUGUUCUGUGAAACACUAUAUUUAGAUUAACAGGAUAUUUCUAAAAUCUGGGAAAUUAGUUACUAAAAUUGCUGAUAAUUUUUAUUACGUUAUUUUUGUUCGUUAUUUUAAGCAUGUAAGCUCUGGGGUUCUUUUGGAGCAGUACCUACAAAUCCAGGUGCCAGAACGUGCCUCGGAGCAGUGACAUUUCAACGUGGUGUUUUGUUUUGUUCUGCUUUAUUUUUGUCUUUUUAUUUACAGAGUUUUUUUGUUUUGGGUUUUGGUUUUGUCUGUUGCAACAGAAGGUGGCUUGGAAGUCUUAGGUAGUAUGUAACAAAUUCUUUUUAAAAAUUUUUAAACAGUAUUUAAAUAUUCUUAAAUGUGUAAAUUCAUUAAGUGUUUUACUUCUAAUUUCUUGUAUCUUGGCUGUCUGAUUUUAUUGCAUUUUUUAAAAACCUGAACUAUUAUGUAUUGUAAUUAAUUAUGUGAAUUCUGAAUUGAGACAGAUAAUUGUAUUGCCGUCCAGCAGGGCGUGGGAGGGGACAUUUUGUAGAGUUUAUAUAAUUUCUAGAGUUCUAAGGGGGUAAUAUAAACGUGGGGAUGUAUUUAGCAGACUUUUCCGUGUCUCAUUAUUGGUUGCAGUUGUGUAUCUAAGACCUCCAAGCUGGUUUUAAAAACAAAACAAAAAACCUUUAUUCUCUCAGAAAUAUAAAUACUGUUAUUUUUAAUAUUAAAAAGAAAUUCAAUAUAACUUUUAACAAACACUGUGGAACAUUAAACCAUAUAAAAAUGUAGUAACUAUUUUUUAAUUCCAAGGUGUUUUUUGCUUUUUUCUUUUAAAUAUUUUCUUAAUAUUUGUCAGAUUAAC